Molecule: messenger RNA, 792 nt
Organism: Rotaria sp. Silwood2
Lineage: Eukaryota; Metazoa; Rotifera; Eurotatoria; Philodinida; Philodinidae
Source: the annotation of a GenBank genome assembly
AUGAUUUCGUUUCAGCUCUCGGUCAUACAGGUGCUGGUUUUUGUUCCAUGCAAUCUUUUCCCAACACCGAAUAUUCGCUCGGAUAAUAUUUCAUGGUUAUAUCAAGUUCUAGCAGAUCGUUGGAUUAAACUUGGUUUACCGAUUGAUACACGUGAAAAUAUUGAACGUGGAGGUUUUUAUACAACAGUAGUACGACCUGGUCUACGCUUAAUUUCAUUUAACAUGAACUAUUGCUCACCGGAGAAUGUUUGGUUAUUUAUUAAUUCAACUGAUCCACUUGAUCAACUUCAAUGGAUGAUUCAAUGGUUACAAUAUGCUGAAGAUCAUGGAGAAAAAGUUCAUGUCAUCGGACAUAUUCCAUCAAAACAUUGUUUAGCAUCGUUUAGAUAUAUAACACUAUCAUUGACAACUUUUUCUUAUCUUAAUCCAGGUUAUCGUGUUUAUCCAAUCGAUGGUAAUUAUCAUGAUAGUUCAUAUUGGGUACUUGAUCAUCAUACUGUAAUUAUGAAUUUAACAGCAACAAAUAUGCAUAAUAGAACAAUUUUUAUUGAUGAAUAUGAUGCUCGAGAUGCAUAUCAAAUGGAAAAUUUAUUUCCAAAUGAUUGGCAUAAUCUAAUUGAAAGAUUAAAAAAUGAUAUUGAUGGCCAAUUAAUGGGUUUAGUCUAUCAAUAUUAUACAGAAUCAUAUGCAGAUGGUCGUCAAUGCAAUCAUAAUUGUCGUCGAGGAUUUUUAUGUGAUUUUAUAACAGCUCGAUUAGAAGAUCCUCAUGCAUGCGAUUCACUUCCUAAUUAA